Molecule: messenger RNA, 246 nt
Organism: Lichtheimia ornata
Lineage: Eukaryota; Fungi; Mucoromycota; Mucoromycetes; Mucorales; Lichtheimiaceae
Exons: 1
Coding region: 1-246 (81 amino acids)
Source: RefSeq, a predicted model, not a curated record
AUGGAUAAGCAACAACAACAACAACAACAAAAUGAGCAAACCAGUAGCACCAACUGGCCUCCGAAUGCCAGCAAUGAUGCCAACAAGUUCCGGUUCCAGCAAGGUAUCCCUGAUGCUACUCCUCAAAACCGAAGAGAGUCCUUUUCAAAGCUGACCGAACAACGUCGUCGUUCAUCCACUCAAAUGGAGCAAUUCCAACAACAAUACAAGGAUCAAUCGGUCAUUCGACGCUUUUUGGGAUUGUAG